Messenger RNA from Haemonchus placei, 715 nucleotides. The record is from the annotation of a GenBank genome assembly. NCBI's taxonomy places the organism in Eukaryota, Metazoa, Nematoda, Chromadorea, Rhabditida, Trichostrongylidae.
GGAAACCUAUAAAGGCGGAAUCGGUGAACGAUUCUUGAUGACUCGCCCUAAGGACCAGAUUGACAGGGAUAACGAGCCGCUUGACGGAAGUACCGUCAGCAGUGUGCUUCGUGUUCUAUCUAUUCUUUUCCAUACGCUGAAAUCAGCGGUACUGAAUGCUAGAGUUGUCGACCUGAGCAAUUAUAAAAAGGAAAAACCAAAAAAAGUUAAUAUUGUAAAUUAUAAUACCUCCGAGAUUCGAAGUGGAGGUUUGCCCAGUGUUGUUGCAGGGCUGGCCGAGAGGUGGGGAAUAAUGAGACUUUUUCACUUACUACGAAGUAAAAACCUUGAACCGAAGUCUGAAAGACCAGAUAGAAAUACUGAUCCUCUCGACGGUAUCACAAUAAAGCUCUGUCUUCCCUUACGCUUCUGUUUCAGGGAGUCCUAUAAAGGAGGCACUGGUGAGAGGUUUGCACUUGCUCGUCCGAAAGACCAGAUAGAUAGAAAUACUGAUCCUCUCGACGGUAGCACAAUAAACAGGGAGUCCUAUAAGGGCGGAAUUGGCGAACGGCUUAUGGUAACUCGACCCGAGAAUAAUCUUCAUCUCGAUCUCACUCCUUUCAAUGGAAUGUCUCAAACAAAAGACGAUUUCAAAUACACUGCCCCGAGUCCUUGUCCCGCUGCCAGGAUUGUGUCUUCGAAACGUAGGACAAAUGAGCUCAGUAAAUUUUAUUAA